UCAUAAACAUCCUGGUCACUAAUAAAUCUUUUCUUUUUCUUUUUCUUCAUUGAACUAAUCAAAUCUCUUAUAAUUGUCAUUGUGAACGUGUUUGAAUUGUGUUUGUGUGUUUGGCUUUGUUUUUUUUUGUUGGCCAGCCAAUAGACCUAAUCACACCAAACAGAGACAAAUCAAAGAGUUUGAUAAAAUUAAAAACAAAACAAAACAAAAAAGUUGAUUUUAUUUGAGAGAAAAUUCAAGAUAUCAAUAAUUUCCAGGGAUAUAAAACCUCGAUUGAUUGUUGAUUUGUGUGUUUUUUAUCGAAUCAGUGUGGCUACAUUCGUGUUAAUCUUUGAAUUAUUUUUUUUUUCGUUUCAAACUUUUUAAUUAUUAAUUAUACGUUUUGGGCAUUAUGUAUCGGUUAUUAUCGACGGUAGUGAUUGCCGUUUUAUUACCUGGUUCAUUUUCGCAAGCUUUUGCCGUUCCACCACCAUUAACCGAAGGUAAUGAUGCAGAAACAAAUCGUGUUCUUGAACAAUUUAUAUGGCAAAAAAUUAUUGGUGCACCAACUGAUCCAAAAAAAGCAUAUCAAGAAUUACGAUCAUCAUUGGAUUCAAUUUCAAAACAAACUAAUCUAGGUGAUCAAAUUCGUUUACCUGAAUCAUUGUAUAUGUUAGGUAAAUCAGUUAUGCAACCACGAUCAAUAAGACGUCGAUCAUCAUAUGCAACUCCAACAUCAAAUGAAUCAACAACGGCCAUUCUGUCUACAUCGGAAACAAGCCCAAGUGGACAUAGAAUUUUUAGUCAUUACAGCAAUCCAGCUACAACCAACAAAUAUAUUCCAGAAUUUGGUGCUAAAGAAUUGUAUCAAUUAGUUGCACCAAUGGCUGGUGAUCCGGAUAAAGAACAGCCACAAUUACCACUUCCACCACAACCAACACAAUCAACAAUACAAGAAAACAAUAAUAAUGACAACAAUCAUGAUCAAAAACAAUUAGAUGAUGGUCAUCAACCACAACCAUCAUUUAAUAAUCGUCGUAUAAUCGAUCAAAUAAAUGGACAAAUAUCUGAACAUCAGGAAAUAUUACGUAAAUAUCCAUCUAAAAAAAGAGGUUAUAAAGAAAUGCAACAAGAUGGAAAUAGUAUUUUAGCUAUACGUAAAUAUAACCGGAAAGCAGUGAAACAACAAUCAUCAUCAUCACAACGACAUGCAAUUUCCAAUCAAGAAUUGGAUAAAGAAAACAAACCAAAACAAGAAAUUGAACAGCAACAACAACAACAACAACAACAGAUUACCGAUUCGACAUCGAUCAAAGGUAAAAAUCAUGGCCAUCAACAAGCACAAUCACAAUCGAUUUAUGAUUUUUUACCAAUGCCAUCAUAUGGACAGCUUAAAAAUACAAUACGACCAUAUGGUGGAUUUGGUAGUGAUAAUUAUGGUAAUAAUAUGAUUGGAUCAACAAAUUAUAUACCAUCAUCACCAGCCAAUCAAUUAACAUCAUCAUCAUAUGAAUCAAAACGAACAUUCGAAAUGAGACCAAUGAUGGAUUAUAAAGGAUCAGAUCAAAUGGAACAAUAUCCUGAACAACAACAACAACAACAACAACAAUAUGGACCAAUUGAACCAACAUCACAAACAUUAGAACCACAAAUUAUUGAUGUAGUACCGGAUGAACAACCAAUACAAAUUGUAUUUCGUUCAUCAUCGGCUAAAGUAAAUGUUAAACAAGUACAUACACCAAUACCAUAUAAUGAAGUUGAAACAACCAGAACUGAAGAAAAACCACAACGUGUAUUACAUCAAUUAGUUAGACCUAUUAUACAGGAAGUUAUUGAAAUAAUUCAACCAUAUAGACGUGUUACACAAGAAAUAAGGCCAGUUCUUGAAGAAAUUCGUACUGUAGUUGCUAAACAAGCUGAUACACAACAACGUAUUCAUAAAGAUCGUUUAGGUAAAGGAAAAGGAUCGAAAAAAUGGUAGUAAAAUUAUACCAGGAACCAAUGCAGACGGAAUGAAUAAAUGUAAACAAACAAACAAACAAAUAAAAGAAAAACAAACAAGAAGGAAGCGU
This is a messenger RNA of Dermatophagoides pteronyssinus (European house dust mite), 2051 nucleotides long. RefSeq lists its product as uncharacterized. Lineage: Eukaryota; Metazoa; Arthropoda; Arachnida; Sarcoptiformes; Pyroglyphidae. The record is from RefSeq and is a predicted model, not a curated record.